Echinostoma caproni is the source of this 942-nucleotide messenger RNA. Lineage: Eukaryota; Metazoa; Platyhelminthes; Trematoda; Plagiorchiida; Echinostomatidae. The record is from the annotation of a GenBank genome assembly.
AUGUGCUGGGAAUCCACACCGAUUCGACCCUCAGCAAUGCAUAUUCGACAACGUCUGAUUGAUAUGAAUCCACGCAAGAUAUCCCCGAUCGAUUUGAUGAUGAUUAUUGUGAAUGAAUACUCAACACGACUGGAAGUACUGGUUGAAGAACGCACUGAAUCACUGAAGACGGAAACCAAACUCACUGAUCAAUUACUACAUAGUAUGCUCCCCAAGCCGGUAGUGGCCGCACUAAGACUUGGGCAACAUGUCCCUCCCGAGGCGUUUGACCAGUGCACAAUCNAUUUCAGCGACAUUGUUGGAUUUACUACAAUCUCUUCAAAAUCCACCCCGUUCGAGGUCGUUGCGUUACUUAACAAGCUGUACAGCGAAUUUGAUGAAAUUAUUGAUCGAUACGAUGUCUACAAAGUGGAAACGAUUGGGGACGCUUAUAUGGUUGCUUCCGGUGUACCCAGACGAAACGGAGAAAGACAUGCAAUUGCUGUGACCGAUAUGUCGCUGGACCUGGUCAGCGUGUCACACAGUUUUGUCAUUCCCCACAUGCCUCAAGAACCACUGAAAAUUCGAGUCGGAUUGCAUUCCGGCCCAGUAUGUGCUGGUGUUGUGGGUUUGAAAAUGCCGCGCUAUUGUCUGUUUGGUGACACGGUCAACACGGCCAGUCGAAUGGAGAGUACUGGUGAAGGUGAGAUUCGGCUCGAUGCACACAAGCAUAAGACAAUCUCAUGUAUUCGCGGAUUUGCCUGUCUGUGUCAGUCGCCUUAUAUUUGUGGCAAAGGCACAAUGCAAACGUGGUGGGUGCUGAAGCGAAUGCGUGAGGAAGUGGAACACGACGUGUGCCCGCUUCCGCCGAAUUGGAAGAAAAAAGUCAAGAAAGCGAUGGGUCACAAACAGUUGGACAGAACGAUGACAGAACAACUGGAUUCCGGCAGUAGUACGGGAUAG